GCAUUUAAAAUAACGUUUAAAGUUAUACAAAAGUUGUUCAAUGAGCCUCAACUAUUUUAUGUAAUAAAGCGCGAGUCAUUGUGGUCAACUGCCAUCUGAGUUUGCGCAUGACUGUCUGCAGGUUUUGCUGGAUUAGCAAAUAGUGGCAUGGGAGUUUAGCAGGGAAAAAAACACGUGUUUAUUUGUUUUUUUUUGUCAUUACGUUUUAGUGUGCUAUUAUAUGACUGUAGUGAUGAGAUUGUUGCCUUUCUGUGAGUAAUACAAGAGUUAAAUCAAGUUGUCUGAAAGGCACAUUCAAUUCAUCAGUUGACAUCUUUUGAAAGUGUGUGCUUUAGUAUUAAUCAUACAGUUCAACCCUUGGCUAUUCAGAGCACCAACACCUGCGUUACAACCCUCUGAGGGACAGCUGGGUUCUGGUCUCAGCCCACCGCAUGAAGAGACCCUGGGCUGGCCAGGUGGAAAAACCUCCUGAAGAGCAUAUACCCAGAUACGAUCCCCACAAUCCACUGUGCCCUGGAAACACACGUGCCAAUUUGGAGGUGAACCCAGACUAUAAAGACACUUUUGUGUUUGAAAAUGACUUCCCUGCCCUCCAGCCAAAUGCUCCAGAUCCCGGCCCAGAUCAACAUCCAUUGUUCCAGUCUAAAGCUGCCAGAGGGGUGUGUAAGGUCAUGUGUUUCCAUCCCUGGUCUGAUGUCACACUCCCCCUCAUGAAAAAAGAAGAGGUUGUCAAGGUAAUUGACAAGUGGGCGGAGCUUGCAGAACAACUAGGUGCCACUUACCCCUGGGUUCAGAUAUUUGAAAAUAAAGGAGCUAUGAUGGGUUGUUCCAAUCCACAUCCUCACUGUCAGGUAUGGGCGAGCAACUUCUUGCCAAAUGAGCCAGCGCUGUCAGAUCGCUGUCAGAGAGCGUUCUACGAGAAACACAAAGAGCCGCUGCUGCUGCAAUAUGCCAAGCAAGAAACUGAGAAAAAGGAGCGGUUGGUGGUGAUGAACGCUGACUGGCUGGCAGUGGUUCCUUAUUGGGCAACGUGGCCCUACCAGCUGCUACUGUUACCUCGGCGACAUGUCCUCAGAAUCAGUGAUCUGACCACAGAGGAGAGGGGAAGUCUGGCUGACAUUAUGAAGCAACUGCUGACGAAGUACGACAAUCUGUUCGAGUCAUCCUUUCCCUACAGUAUGGGCUGGCAUGGAGCUCCGACUGGGCCACACUUAAAGGAAGACAACUCCCACUGGCAGCUACACGCUCACUACUACCCUCCUCUGCUGCGCUCGGCCACAGUGAGGAAGUUCAUGGUGGGCUAUGAGAUGCUCGCCCAGGAGCAGAGAGACCUCACUCCUGAACAGGCUGCAGAGAAGUUACGGAAUCUACCAAAUGAGCACUAUAAAAGCAGACAAGAACAAGGAGAAGAUUCUUUUUUGGCACCGCUUCACUUGUGAACUAAAGAGGUGAGCUGAGACUCCAGGCUUCGAUGCUCUGCUGAGAAUUAAUGGGGCACAAACAAAGGACAUCAUUGGUCAC
This is a messenger RNA of Dunckerocampus dactyliophorus (ringed pipefish), 1521 nucleotides long. It is a transcript of the gene galt, whose product is annotated as galactose-1-phosphate uridylyltransferase. Gene Ontology annotation, cellular component: cytoplasm. The record is from RefSeq and is a predicted model, not a curated record. Lineage: Eukaryota; Metazoa; Chordata; Actinopteri; Syngnathiformes; Syngnathidae. Bases 432 to 1439 code for a protein of 335 amino acids. Gene Ontology annotation, molecular function: zinc ion binding; UDP-glucose:hexose-1-phosphate uridylyltransferase activity. The transcript is spliced from 12 exons. Gene Ontology annotation, biological process: beta-D-galactose catabolic process via UDP-galactose, Leloir pathway.